AUGACUCCACCAUAGUAUUUUAUGGAUCAAAUACAAAGACAAUUUCAAAAUAUGAACAAAAAUAAUUUCGUUCCUGUUAAUUAAAAUUCAAUGUAAAUGCCUUUAGGUCAAUAAAAUCCUUAAUUAGGUAUAGCUAGUCUGUAGAUACCUUAGCAAUUAUAAUAGAUGUAGAUUCCGAAGUUGUAGAAAUUCUAGAUUGAAUGUCAAGACUAUAAUCAAGGAUUUUGCAUCAAUGGACCUGCUUGUUAGUAUUAACACAUUAAAAAACCUGAAUCUUCCAGACCGAAAAAAGUAUAGGAGCAGUACAUUAAAAAGGUGUAUAAGUAUUUUUAGAACGAUGGUAUGACAAAUCACUACCUCUUAUUAGAGCUGCUGAACUCAGUCUUGAUUAACAAGCUCUAAGAUACGCAAUCUAUCAAUAUAUCUUUGGGGGGAGGUACAUUUUCUGAUGUCAUGUCAGAAAGAAGUGAUCACCACUAUUUCAGCAAUUAUAGCUAACAAAUGGCACGUGAAAUUGAUAUGAUAAUUGAAAAUACUAAACCUAUAAUGAAGGGAAGGACAAGAUUCUUUGUGGUUAAAAGUUUUAACACAGAAAGUCUUUUAGUUUCCCAAAAAUUUUAAGUCUGGGCUACAUCUGCUGGUCCUACCAAAAAACUUACCAAUGCUUUUAAGACCUCUGAUCAUGUUGUACUGAUAUUUUCAGUUAAUGAGAGCAGGAGUUUCUAAGGAUUUGCUUUAAUGGAAAGUGAGCCUGAUCCCAGCUAUCUGUCUGAUUACUUCAAGUCAGAUCAAGAAUCACCAAUCCAAUAUGCUGGUAAUUUCAAAGUGAGAUGGGUAGUUCAAGGUGACUAUUAAUUUAAAGAUCUUGAACAUCUCCCACUUAAUCCGAUGAAUGAAAAUAUGCCGAUCAAAUAAUCUAAAAAUGGUCAGGAGCUACCAUUUAAAUUGGGAAACUACUUGUGCUAUUUGAUAUAUCAUCAGAAGGAUCCUAAAAAGUAAAUUUUGACUACACUGGAGGUGAUCAAUCAGAUGCCAGUCCAGUUUACAAUGAGUUAGCAGCAUAAUUACAAUCAAUCUAAAUAAGGCGGCUAGUCCUAUCAGUAGUCUCACUAUAGACAGAAUAACAAUAACACCAGUGGAGGUGGAAAUAAUAGUAAUUCUUAGGCGCAAUCCUCAUAAUAAUAGUAUCAAAACUCUUAGAGCAAUAGCUACCAAAAUAAUUAAACUUAAUAAUAUAUACCAAAAAACAAACAAAACAACAACAACAUUUAAUCAGCUAAUUAUAGUUAAUCUUAAUAGAAUUAUUAUUCAGGGAGUAACCAAGCUAAUUAGGGGUAUAGCACGCACUAAUAAAACUAGUAUUAAAAUAACUCGUAUAAUAAACAAAAUAAGACAUGA
Molecule: messenger RNA, 1398 nt
Organism: Stylonychia lemnae
Lineage: Eukaryota; Ciliophora; Spirotrichea; Sporadotrichida; Oxytrichidae
Source: the annotation of a GenBank genome assembly